Molecule: messenger RNA, 644 nt
Organism: Rhagoletis pomonella (apple maggot)
Lineage: Eukaryota; Metazoa; Arthropoda; Insecta; Diptera; Tephritidae
Product: putative nuclease HARBI1
Source: RefSeq, a predicted model, not a curated record
ACAAUAAUCCAAAAUACGUGGUCAAAUAGCAUAAGGGUAGCCUUUGCUACCUCCAGUUGCCACAGUGAAUUUUGGAAUCCACAUUAUUAAUAAACUAGUGCUCCGGAAAUUUAAACAUUAGUGCUAAAUUAAAGCUUAAUCCUUUGUAGGACAACGUCAGUUUUGGAAGUGCCCAUCGACAAAUAAAAGAAUGCAUUCUAUCGCGUUUCGCUCAGUGACAGAGGAAGUGGAAGAGGAAGAACGGUUGAUGGCGCAGAGGGUCGAACGACGAAAAUUGCGUGAUGCCAUAAAUCCCUUCAAGUUGCCGCAAUCUUUAUUUGAAAAGUAUUACCGACUUAACAAGGCGGGAUUCCAAUAUUUGUUGGACGUAUUGACAGCAAAUACGGAGGCACCAAAGAAGGCUUUUGCGAUAUCUCCCAUCGCAAAACUGAGCGGGUGUUUAAAAUUUUUGGCUGAAGGUGGGUACCAGACGGGUGUGGGUAAAGACUGCGACGUGUCGUUGGCGCAAUCUAGUUUCAUCAAAGUGUUGACGGAAGUGCGGACCGUUUUUGAGCGCCAUUUGUGCCAGCAGUGGAUAAAGGUGAGCGAAAGCGAGGAGGAAAACAGGAAUAUCGCCCGAGCCUUUUACGUUAAAUAUGGCAUUC